AUGACCCUCACUCGUCCAGAUCAGGGUGGGAUUUUCAAGUGUGAUGGAGAAUUUGAGUCCGGAAAAACGGCUACUCAUCAAAUUGAAAUCCACGUGAUUCAGAGACCUACGUUUGUGAAGACAAUGGAUCUUGUGAAGGAAGUUCACGAGGGCCAAAAGGUAGAAUUCAGCUGCCUAGUCAAAGGAAUACCACCACCAACUAUUAGAUGGAUUUUUGGAAACCAGGAUGUCAAAAAUAUUAAGGAAAGGCAAAUACUGGUUGAAAAUGGAAGGCUGCUGAUAGAGGACACCCAAUUUUCAGAUGCCGGUGUUUAUGUCUGUGAGGCAACCAUUGAAGAACGGAAUGAAGUGGCUUUUGCAAACUUUACGCUCAACGUUCAAUUUGCUCCUAAAAUAGAGCUCCUUACAAGGGUACCUUUGGUCACCCAGACUGGGAAUCCCAUCCAAAUCAACUUCACCAUCCUGGCCAACCCCUCACCUUCUGUCUCCAUUGCUUGGAAGGAGAAGAUUUUUGAAGAUGAUACCAUCAAGAAGAUAGCGCAGGACCAACACCGAUAUUUCUUCCUCUUUGAGGUUACACCAUCAUCACAAGAGGACAUCCAGGAACUCGUUAUAACUGCUGCUAAUGAAGUGGACAGCACUGAGAAGAGAGUUCCCUUUGAAAAAGAUGGAGGCUUGGGAUGGCCCAGCAUUUUGGCAAUUGUGUUGGCAAUUCUGGUGCUCCUCUUGCUGAUAGAUGCCUUGUGUUAUUACAAGCGCCGGUGUGGCUUCUUAAUGUUCUGCAAAAAGAAUAUUCUGUGUAAGGGGUCUACAACAGGAGCUGAGAACAACGGGAAAAUUCUCUCAAAAUCAGGAAAAAGUCCUGUUGUGAACAUCUCUGGUUCAGAAGCUUGAUUGGACCAUAGCAAUGAGAUCAGCUGAUGAAAUGUUGACUUUCUGCAACAAUGUUUGGAUACACUGGGCAUAGAAAAGGGAGUUUCUCCUCUUUAUUAUACCUCCCACUAUUUUUCUACCCUUAUUAUCACCUUUAAUGGAACUGUUCCUCUACAAUUAGUGGCAGGUAACAUCCAUGAUGGGCUAAAAUCCUCUGCCCACAAUUAGGAAUUAUCCUUUCUUCUAUAGAUAGGGCCAAAAUACAUCAUUACAUCGAUACAACAUUAUAUCAAUACAUCACAUCCAGAACAAUUUUGCUUUUCAACUAUGGUUUUUUUUUAAAGUUUACCUUUAAUAUAUAGGGGGUUUAUGAUACUUUGUUACCCCACUAUGUAUUUAUUGGUUUAGCCAAAGUUGUGGUCACAUUGUUUGUACAUAAGGCACUUUUUAUUGAUGUAGCCUUUUUCCAAUCAGAGUUUUUGAAUGGCAUUGAAAUAAUCCAUAUCAUAAUAGCAGCGCAAAUAAAAUAGUUGUUAUUUCCAAUUAAAUAUCAAUAUGGAUUGAAUUGGGGCUGAAAUACCUGGAAAUGUACCUAUAUUCACUUGAUAUGCAGCAGGUUAGGGGUUGAUACCAAAUAACCUCUCAAAAUAAGCUAAAGUUGAAACAUUUUGCUAAGAGAACAUCAAACCAAGAAGAGAAUAAUUUGGGCAUUUGGUUAUAGAAAAUACUAGAUAACC
Messenger RNA from Thamnophis elegans (Western terrestrial garter snake), 1610 nucleotides. RefSeq names its product hemicentin-1-like. NCBI's taxonomy places the organism in Eukaryota, Metazoa, Chordata, Lepidosauria, Squamata, Natricidae. Bases 1 to 894 code for a protein of 297 amino acids. The transcript has 7 exons. Gene Ontology annotation, cellular component: plasma membrane. Gene Ontology annotation, biological process: homophilic cell-cell adhesion. The record is from RefSeq and is a predicted model, not a curated record.